CAGUUGGCACCAGUUCCCAGGAGCGUGUCCACACGUAAAACUGCUUCCUUCUCACCCGGUCGGUUGCGGUAGCGAAGUUCAAAGUUUAUGCUUCUUGUAAUUUAAAGGAAAAAAUACUUCUUUGAUGACGAGGGUCCUACAACGCAACGCGUGUGUUCAUCGUUGACAGUCAAAAGUUCUUUGACGAGAGAAAGACUCACGAGGGCAUACAUGCAUAGUCUGCUGUGCGUUGGAAGAGAGUGACAUCGAACAACAAAAAUGGCCUUUGAACUGACGGAAUAUCCUCCACGGUCCUUCUGCGACAAGUACCAGAAGGUCUUGGCCCCUCACGGCGUUCUUCUGACGCCCAGGCAAGUUCUGAAGAACAAGAAGCUGGGGAACAACGUGGAGGAGACGCUGAAGAAAGCGUUCAAGAUUACCUUCAAGAAACUGAAGAAGAUGAGGUCUGCUUGCGCCAACUGCAACGCGGAUGAAGGCGCUGGCAUAGAGUGUCCGCAUUGCAAGGCUGUCAGGUACUGCAGCAGCGAAUGCUUUGAGCAGAGGGAGGCCCAGCACUCCAAGGUGUGUCGCCAGCUCGAGCUUGAGUUGAUUGAUCAGGUGGUUGAAUGCUUACCUUCCCCAUUAUUGAUGGGUCGUGACGUCAUGCGAGGUCGUGGGGGAGUCGUCUGCGACUGGGACGACUGGCUGACACGACACACCACCCUUCGAGACAGCGCUGCAGCUGCUGCAGCUGUGGUCAGCGAGUGGUGGGAUUUUACACCUGCGAGUCAUCCAGGCACGAGAGCACUGCAAGACUCUCUGGAACGCAUAGUAACCAAUGUGUUUAGCACGGUGCUCACUAUAGGCCACUGCGCGUUUUGGGUGCCAUCAUUAGCACCUGUCAUUAACAACGCCAAGGAGGUUCACAUUCACCUCCUGGGAGCUGACGAGCCAGAAGUGUCAGCAGUCCAGUCAGGAGUAAUACAGGUUGCCAGCAGAGUUUUGGGCCGGCCCUUAGUCGUCACCCUGGUCGCACCAGACCUCAAUCACCACCCACAAACGUUCUCUUGGACACCGAAAAAGCCUCACCAGGUAACUCCCAGCGUGAAAGCAAUAGCCUACCCCGGUCUGUAUCACGACUUCUGGCGGGAACACGUAUUAUCUGCAGACAAGAAAAGUAAUGUACAGCGACCACACAUAGCUCUUGCUAUACAUCCGGGCGUCCACACAGCCGAGAUGUUGGAGCUAUGGAAACCUACGCUGAUGCUGCUUGCUUACGAGCAAGUCCCGAUUGCAAUGACAACGUACAACCUCGCAGAAUUCGAGGAAACUGUGGAGAAAAUGGAGGAUUUGAAACUGAACAUGGUCCACAAAGAACUGAACCCUCUCCGCUCACUGCUGGCAAAGCAGACUCCAUACGAGCCAGAUCACGUGUGGGCGGCAAACAGCUACGCCAUAGGAAUUGACAAUACAAGGGAAUACUGAAUGUUAUAAGGAGAACUGUGUAAUUCUUUCGUAUUACGUCUCCCUCUCUUUAUUAUAUUCUUACUUAAAAACAUACCCAACCCAUAUUCGAAUAUAUGUGCGUUCUUUUCAUUCCAUUUUUCUAACCCAACUGAACCUUCUCCUUUCCCGUUUUCUUUAAAAAAAGGAUAUUUAGGUAAGCUAAAUCUUAAACGUUUAAUCCCCAUUUUUGUUACCUUAAAAAUGUAACAAAUGUGAACAGAAAAAGCGCCAAUUCUGUCACUACGAAUAAAGACUAAAAAAAUGUUAGCAAAG
Molecule: messenger RNA, 1758 nt
Organism: Macrobrachium nipponense
Lineage: Eukaryota; Metazoa; Arthropoda; Malacostraca; Decapoda; Palaemonidae
Product: putative protein MSS51 homolog, mitochondrial
Exons: 9
Coding region: 259-1464 (401 amino acids)
Source: RefSeq, a predicted model, not a curated record